AUGUCAAUUUACAAGUACCACCUUACUUCAAGCAAUCUGAUAUCUCCAGUUCAACACGGAUUUCUCCCAAACCGUUCUUGCGUGAAAAACAUGCUCGUGUUUAUGGACAGCUUAACCCAAGCUAAGGACGAAGGACUCACAUCGGAUGCCAUAUUUUUCGACUUCUCAAAAGCAUUUGAUAGGGUCCCACACGUCCCGCUGCUCCACAAACUCGACACUAUUAGACAUUUAUUUAUGCGAAUCCUCGCGCUGGCGAGCAUACUGCCCCGCGCUGAGAACAUAAAGAGCAGUGCUACACCCUUUUUUCACUUGUGCAUUUCAGGUGAACGACAGCCACUGACCGACAAGAACAAAACCGACCCGGGAAACUUUUGCAAAAGCCUCGAUCAUGUGUAUCAAUCCGUGCAUCCAUGUGGGCAGCGUGGGAGUAUCCCAGGCCUCGUACUUCCUUCUGGUGACAUGGCAGAUAGGCACCGAAAUGUCGCUGCAGAUGAACGAUUCAGAGACUCCGAUUGUAAAACCCUGGUGGCUUCCGCACAUCCCGUGCGCAUAGAGGCCAGGGUUUUGGUUCGUAAAGCACCUUAUUUUGAGAAGGAGGAUAAAAAUGGAUCGGUAAGAGACUCAGCACUGGCAUACCACAAUCGGACCGAAAUGGCUCAGUGCCGAAAGGUCCGUGGUUCGAAUCCAACAUCUGCCUCUCGACCUUCCCUGUCUAGACUUGGGCAACCUGGCAGUAUGCCAGCCCCCGUGUUUUGUUCUGGUCGCAUGGCAGUUAGGCACCGAAAGGAUGAUACAGCCUCUCUAAUCAUACAUAGUGAGGAUCAAUGGGACCUCAUCCUUGAGGGUGAGGCGCACCCACAGUCAAACGAUGGCCACCUUUGUGCUUGCGACAUACUAAAUUGGGUGUCUCAAACGCGGGCCUUGACCUCAUCUGCCACACUACACUCGGAACUAAUACACCUUCCAAGAUACGUGAAGCAAUCCGCUGCUUCUAGUUACUGCCCCUGGCUUGUAGGUGUCGUGUUCAGUGACUGCACAUCCAAGAGCAAUAUCUUGCACUUUCUGGGUGCGAAGCGCAUACUUAAGGAUGGGGUGACUUGGUGCGUUCAUCCGAAAACACCUGCGCCUUUUUCUCCUCUUUGA
Molecule: messenger RNA, 1143 nt
Organism: Opisthorchis viverrini
Lineage: Eukaryota; Metazoa; Platyhelminthes; Trematoda; Opisthorchiida; Opisthorchiidae
Exons: 8
Coding region: 1-1143 (380 amino acids)
Source: RefSeq, a predicted model, not a curated record